Lycium barbarum (goji berry) is the source of this 2769-nucleotide messenger RNA. RefSeq names its product protein GRAVITROPIC IN THE LIGHT 1-like. Bases 929 to 2278 code for a protein of 449 amino acids. The record is from RefSeq and is a predicted model, not a curated record. Gene Ontology annotation, biological process: response to red or far red light; negative gravitropism. NCBI's taxonomy places the organism in Eukaryota, Viridiplantae, Streptophyta, Magnoliopsida, Solanales, Solanaceae. The transcript is spliced from 2 exons.
ACUAGAAAAAAAUGAAUGGUGGCUCUAGUUUAAUCUUUUUUCCUGCACGCGCAUGUAGAGAAUCAGUAGUUAUUCGUAUUGCCUUGUAAUGCGGGAACACGUUUUGGGCGUAUUGUUGUGUUUGCUUCACUGUGUGCGCCCUCACAAUAGCUAACCCUGUGACUUACCCCUUUCGUCUUUUUUACCCUCACUUAAGAAAUAGUAUUAACUAGUAAAUAUUAAUUAAGAGGUCUAAUUGAUUAAUUUUAAUCUUAUUUAUGUCUAAGUUAUUAUAUAUCUCUCCAUUAAAUGUUUACUCAAUUCAUACAUUAUCUCCAAUGACAAAACAUCUACCAAAUCUAGAGAGGAUUAAUCUUAUUUUUUCAAAUUUGCUCUUAAUUGUAAUUUAGUCAAAUGAUCUAUUUUUGCCUAGUCUUUAGUAUUUUCUCAAAAGGUUUUAGUAUUUUCUCAAAAGGUAUGCACACUUUUUUAGCAGGAGGAAUAAAAAUAAAAAAUAUAAUUAAUUAUGUCUUAAAACUUUAAAACUAUGAAUAAUCUGCGACUACUAUUUUAAUAACCAGUAACAAUUGUUUUGGGGUCACGUGACUUGCUAGUGGGAUAUGUUAGCACCUGAAAUGGGGUCACGUGACUUGUUGUAAGGAAACAUUUUCUGAAAAAUGUGCUUUUGUCCGUUGGAUUUACAUUGGGCUCGAAUAUCGAGAAGGCAAACUAAGUCCAACGGGCAUUUAUGUGUGCCUUUGGAUUUGUGUAAUCAGGGUUCUGAAAAUAUAUCAGGUCCCAUGUGCUGUUUUUUGCAGUAUGCUAAGUGACGUGUGAUGAAUUAUGAGUCCAUAACUACACUGGGAUGCACUAAUAUGGGCCCUGUUCAUGCGUGGUGACACGUCGUAAAGUUAAUUUUUUGGAAGGAUAUUCAGUACUUUUUCUGAGGAUGGAUUCAGUUAAUCGGUCUGCUGUGACCCCGAGUAAGAGCAAAUUGGCUCGCACUUUCGCCAAGGUUUUGCACAUUCGAGCUCUGACCGGAACCCAUAAGCCAAAAUUCAGUGAAAAUGUCAAGGAUGAUGUAGUGAAGAGCGAGUUACUCAAGAAAUCACAGUUCAAGUCUUUCGACGAUGAAGAUGAAAAGCUUCAGAAAGCAGCUGCAGAAGCUUUUCUUGCCAAGCUAUUUGCAAACGUCUCAGCUGUUAAAGCGGCAUAUGCCCAAUUGCAGUUUUCUCAGUCUCCAUAUGACCCUGAUGGUAUUCAAUCUGCUGACCAGUUGCUGGUAUCCGAGCUGAAAAACCUGUCCGAAUUGAAACAGUGCUACGUGAAGAAGCAGUUCGAUGAGUAUUCCCCAGAGACCACUUAUCUUUUGGCUGAAAUUCAGGAGCAGAAGAGUGUUUUAAAGACGUAUGAUAUCAUGGGAAAGAAGCUGGAUUCACAGCUCAAACUCAAGGAAUCAGAAAUUAUGUUUCUCCGCGAGAAACUGGUCGAGGCUAAUAAAGAAAACAAGCUGAUUGAGAAAAGAUUGAAUGCCAGUGGGCCAAUGUCUCCUUUGGACAAUCUUCACUUUUCAAGCUUGAGUUCCAGCCAUUUUAUCACAUUCCUCCGGCAGACAAUCAGGUCGAUUCGGAGCUUUGUUAGGUUGCUCAGCAAGGAGAUGAUAGAUGCUGGGUGGAAUUUAGAUGCUGCAGCCAGUUCCAUCGAACCUGAUACAGAGUUCUUGAAAGCAAAUGACGUAUGUUAUGCUUUUGAAUCAUUCGUUUGCCGAGAGAUGUUUGAUGGCUUCAAUUAUCCAAACUUUUCCAUCUCAACAGAGCCCCUGCCCGAGCAGAAGAAGAGGCAAAAGUUGUUUUUCGACAGAUUCAUGGAGCUGAGAUCGGUGAAGCCAGCUGAUUACUUGGCCUGGAAACCCAAAUCAACCUUUGCAAGAUUCUGUCGUGCUAAGUACUUGAAACUAAUCCACCCCAAGAUUGAAGAUUCAAUUUUUGGCAACUUGCAUCAGAGAAACAUAAUCAACUCGGGUGAGUAUCCGGAGUCAACUUUCUUCUCUACAUUUAGUGAAAUGGCUAAGCGCGUUUGGUUACUGCAUUGUCUGGCUUUCUCCUUCGAUCCCGCAGCUUCAAUCUUCCAAUUGAGCAGAGGGUGUCGAUUUUCGGAUGUCUACAUGGAGAGUCUGAACGAAGAAGCGUUCUUGUCGUGGGAUGGGUCACCGGAAACUGAACCGCGUGUAGGUUUCACGGUGGUUCCCGGGUUCAAGAUUGGUAAAACUGUCAUUCAGAGUCAAGUUUACCUUUGUUGACCAAGAAAUGCAAAUGAACCAUAGAUGGUGAAUUGGGGAAGCAUCAGAUUCGUUGGUUAAAAAUGGACCCACAACAUCAAGGAUUACAGCUUUCAUCUUGUUUAUUUUUAAUGUUCUGAAUGGGAACAAACAGAACAGAAUUAUGGAGAAUUUUGAGAGGGGGGGGGGGGGGCAUGGCAAAGGCAUGGCUUUUCAGUAAAGGUGGGGUCGAAAUUGUGUUUUGAUGAUAUUGAAAGGGGAAAGCGCGUUGAUGAUUUUUCUGUCUGCGGGAACUUGGAAUAGCUUACCAAACAUUGUCUUUGUUUUUCUAUGUUGUUUGGUUGGAAAUGUAUUACCAUUAGUAGUGGUACUGUUUUUCAAGUAGAAGAAUCACUCCUCCAAUUUUGUUAAUAUUAGGCGAGGGGUGUAAGAACUAAGAAUCUUAGCUGUGUACAUUAUUUCAUUAAUAUGAUUUCGGCUAUAUUAUAUUGAAAACAGUGUUUGUGUGUGUA